UUCCUGGUCCAUCAACGUUCCUAUAGGGAGGAGUAUUCUGCUGGAAUUCUUGGAAUUCGACAUGGAGAAUGACACCCUCUGUCACAGUGACCAACUCACAGUAUCUGUGGGUGCAGACUCAGGGAGGCCUAUUGGGAGGUUCUGUGGCAGCGCCCCCCCGCCCCCAGUGCUCAUCGACUACCACAGUGCUUCUCUCCACUUUGUGUCUGAUGUCAGUGGAACAGGAAACGGAUUUGUUGUUAGAUUCCGAAGUGUCGAGGGAAAUUCUGUGCCUGCGUCGGGAUGUGGUACCGUGGCUCUGGUCCAGGAUCAGAAGGCCGUACAGAGUCUCAACUACCCACAAUCCUACAGCAACGACUCUGUCUGCCACUGGGUCAUCUACGCCCCCAAGGGUCACAUUGUCAAGCUUGACUUUGAUGACUUUGACCUGGAGCAGUCGGAUGACUGUGAGUAUGAUUCGCUGACUGUACUUGGAGCUGUGGAUACAAGAGAGGAGAUAGCGGUGCUGUGUGGUAGGAAUGUGCCUCCCCCCAUCCUGAGCUAUGACAACGUGAUGGUCCUCCAGUUCACCUCUGAUAGCACGGUCACCUACCGAGGCUUCCACGCCACCGUGUCAUUCAUCAGUAAGAUCGACCUGCUGGACGGGGAGUCAGAGGAGGACACUGUUCACUACCGCCACUCACUGCCAGACUCGUGUGGAAUGCCUCAUGUCCGUGCUGCCUCGACCCCCAGUGAGUCUCUGGAAGGAGAGGGGGCGUCGCGACACGCCUGGCCCUGGGACGUGCGCCUCAGUGUGAACACUAAGAACAUCUGCUAUGGGGCAAUCAUCCAGCCUGCCUGGGUCCUCACUGCUGCACACUGCCUUCUAGGCCUGGAGGUGCAGUCAUUAAGGUCACUAUCAGUGGAGACGGGAGGCCCAAAGAAGCAGAGGGGUGGUGUGAGGAGGCUAGUGCUGCAUCCUCAGUAUGACCCCUCCUCCCAGGACUAUGAUGUGGCCCUGCUACAGCUGGACUCCCCGCUGCUCAUCACUGAGCAUGCCCAGUCCGUCUGUCUGCCCUGCUCGGGACAGGAAGUCCCACCCUCCCAGGUCUGCAUGCUCUCAUCGUGGGAGGGUCAGACAGGUGGACCAUGGAACAGCACUGUUGAGCCGCUAGAGGUGCCACUUUUGAGUCAUGCUGACUGUGAGCGUUAUAACACUGGUAGACUGACCCCUAGAAUGCUGUGUGCUGGGUCACCACAGCAUCAUGGACAGGACACCUGCACGGGUCCAGGUGAUUCUGGGGGAGCCCUGGUGUGUCAGACAGAGGACUCUGGUUACUUUGUCCUGGGAGUGAGCAGCCGAAGGGAAGGCUGUGGGAAGUUCCAGAGGCCAGGAGUCUACACCUCAGUCCCCAUGCUAAGAGACUGGAUCCAGGAACAACUCCACGGCUUUCUCUCCACAGAAGAUUCAGCUGACUCCUCUAGGACCCUGCCAGGAGCAGCAGGAGGAGAUUAUGAUGAUAAUAACUAUGGAGCUGAGUCAUCUGGAGAAUCCUGUUAGCCUUGAGCCACCUAGCCUGAGGCUGGUGGACCAUGUGGUUCUCUAGCAGAGCCAAGCUGCUUUUUGUUGCUUCAUAUACCACUCAGAAAUGAAGCAGACAUGAUUUGAAAAAGGGAACAUCCAAUUAGCACGAAUUCCAUGGAUUUGUGGGAAGGGCUAUGGAACAAUUGUAUUGUCAUACUGUCUGUCACACACACACACGCACGCACGCACACACACAAACUUUUUAUUUGUAAACCAGUGCUCAACCCCUGAGUGAUCUGACACUGGAGUGAUAAUA
Messenger RNA from Coregonus clupeaformis (lake whitefish), 1820 nucleotides. RefSeq names its product ovochymase-2 (gene ovch2). Bases 62 to 1540 code for a protein of 492 amino acids. The record is from RefSeq and is a predicted model, not a curated record. Lineage: Eukaryota; Metazoa; Chordata; Actinopteri; Salmoniformes; Salmonidae. The transcript is spliced from 12 exons. Gene Ontology annotation, biological process: proteolysis; acrosome reaction. Gene Ontology annotation, molecular function: serine-type endopeptidase activity.